AUGAUACAACUGAAGACGCACUUCAAGUACCUAAAACUAGGCGUUCAGGAGUUAAUAUUAAACGCAAAGGAAGAUUUUUGCGCAGAUAAUGCAUUGGAAUCAUGCUCGGCCUACGAUAUUCAAUGGCCAUACCAUCAAAAACAAUUUAAAAAAAUUGUACUGCAUUACAAUUAUGUUAUCCAAGUUGCCAAGGUUACCGAAUCGGUCUUUAACAAAUGUGUAUUGGUCAGCUUUAUUAAUUUAUCUAUUUUAAUUUGCCUUAUUUUAUUAAAUUUGUCAAAUGUUCCAGCCUUUAGCAUUCAAUGGUUGAAGCUAUGGAGUUAUAUCGCUGCAGUGUGUGUACUGUUCUUUGCAGACUGCUAUUUCACACAGAUGGUGAUAACUGAAAAUGAGACUUUUGCUUAUUCUUUUUACGAAAUUGAUUUCGUCGGUAUCUGUUUGACUUUCCAAAAAAGUCUGAUUUUGUGCAUGGCAAGGGCGCAAAAACCCGUCAAGUUUACUAUUGGAAAAUUUGCACCUCCCACGGUGGUUGCGAUAGUUACCGUACUCAAGGCGUCAUAUUCUUACUACACGCUGUUACAAAGCCGUCGAAAGCAUUAG
Messenger RNA from Photinus pyralis (common eastern firefly), 600 nucleotides. RefSeq names its product odorant receptor Or2-like. Gene Ontology annotation, biological process: detection of chemical stimulus involved in sensory perception of smell; sensory perception of smell. Gene Ontology annotation, cellular component: plasma membrane. The transcript has 3 exons. The coding region runs from base 1 to 600 and encodes 199 amino acids. Lineage: Eukaryota; Metazoa; Arthropoda; Insecta; Coleoptera; Lampyridae. Gene Ontology annotation, molecular function: odorant binding; olfactory receptor activity. The record is from RefSeq and is a predicted model, not a curated record.